Molecule: messenger RNA, 3957 nt
Organism: Cajanus cajan (pigeon pea)
Lineage: Eukaryota; Viridiplantae; Streptophyta; Magnoliopsida; Fabales; Fabaceae
Source: RefSeq, a predicted model, not a curated record
AAAGUUUUUGUAGCUCCAACUGUUGUGUCUUCGAGUUUCCAUUGUUGGAGAAAUUUGUAGUGAGCGCAUGUGGCAAUAUGAAAAGCUUCACAUUCUCUAAUCAAGUCAACGAGACACCAAAUUUACGACAAAUAUGUGUUACACAUGGAGUGGAGGAAAAAAUAUUAUAUUGGAAAGGUGAUUUAAAUGCUACCAUACAUCACAUGCACACGCUUUGGGCUCUUGAUCCAGACAAGAUGGUAGCUUCCCAUCCUUACACCUUACUUGAGAGCUCUCGAUUGAAGACUUUGAAGCUGACAAAUAUUGAACUUGGAUCGCAUGCUAUUCCAACUGUUGUUUUCCCCGGUUUAAAGAACUUGGAAGAACUUGAAGUAAGCAACACCAAUGUAGAGGUAAUAUUUGAUAUAAUGGAGGCAGAGAUGAAGGAAUAUACCUUUCCAUUGAAGAAAUUGGCUUUGGAUAAUCUACCAAAUUUGAUACAACUAUGGGAAAAGAAUUAUGAAGGAAAUCCAAGCUUUCAAAAUCUGCGGGAAGUGCUUGUUACUAACUGUAAACAACUGAAAACUCUGUUUCCUUCAGAGCUGGAUGAAAGAGUUGAGAAGCUCGAGAAACUUGAAAUAAGGAAUUGUGAAAUGUUUGAAGAAAUUGUUGAAGAGGAGAAUGCAAUUACAGAGGCAACAAAAGAAUUUUCAUUUCCUCGUUUAACCUCGCUGAAUCUGCGUAAGUUGCCACGACUCAGUUGCUUUUAUCCUGGAAGAUUUACUCUGGAAUGUCCCGACUUGAAUCAUUUAGAGGUGGCGUUUUGUGAUAUGUUGGAGAUAUUUCAAAAUGAACAAGAGCCACAAUGCUCUACUUCAGUUAAUAGGCAACCCCUUUUCUCCAAAAGCAAGGCUAUUUUCAUUCUGGAGUCAUUGAAGCUCGAUUGGAAAAACACUGAGAUGAUGCUAUGCAACGGAAAUUUUCCGUUACACGAGCUAGUGGAACUUGAGCUUGAUUUUGAUGAUGCCCGUGGGGUGAUGUCUUUUCCCGUUGAGAUAUUUGAGAAGGCAUCCAAUUUAGAAUAUCUUGAGAUAAGCCGAUGCAGAGGUCUUGUGGAGUUAUUCCUCUCACGACAUGAAAUGAGAUGGAGUAGAAACUUGAUGACCGUGUCCCGUGUCUGUAAAGAGUUACAAAAAUUGUGCAUUUCCUCGUGUCCUGAUUUGACAACAUUAGUACAUUCAGCAGUCUCAUUCUCCAAUCUAAAACAUUUGUCUAUAAAAGAUUGCCAUAAACUGAGGUAUUUAUUUACAUCCACAACAGCAAGACAGUUGGUGUUCCUUGAAGAGAUGUACGUAGUGGAAUGUAAAUCAAUGGAACAAAUAAUAUUGGAUGAAGAGGUCUUGAGAAUUACAUCAGAAGCCAUAAAAUUUGAGCAAUUGACAACCAUAAUUCUAGAUUCUUUACCAAAGUUGUUAUAUUUUUAUUCGGGCAGUGACACUCUAGAAUUAUCAUCUCUGAUGAGAGUUCUCAUAUGGAAAUGUCCCCACAUGACAAUCUUCUCCCGAGGCGACAUACAUGCGGAGUCCUUUAUGGGUAUUCAGGAGUUUUUCAAAGCCUUGGAUGAAAACUGUUCUGAAAAUCUUGAGCUACAACUAGACAGGCAUAAUGUUGGUCUACAAAAUGAAUGGUUGCGCAAUUUGAGAGAAUUGAUGCUAGACAUGUUCAUUCUACCAUAUGCAAUUCCAUCUGCUAUUCUUCCUUGUUUAAACAACUUAGAAGAAUUGGAAGUGCGGGAUAGCUACAAAGUAGAGAUAAUUUUUGAUAUGAGUGACACUCAGAUUAUGGAAACACCAUCCCGGUUGAAGAAGUUGGCUUUACAAAGUCUAUCGGAGCUGAGACAUGUUUGGGGAAAGAAUAGUGAAGGAGUUCUCAUCUUUUCAAAUCUGCAAGAGGUAGUUGUUAAUUAUUGUAGAAACCUGCAAACCUUAUUUCCUGCUUCCCUGGCAAAAAAUCUUGAGAAGCUUGAAAAACUUGAAAUAGGAUCUUGUCAUAAAUUGCAAGCAAUUGUUGAAAAGGAUGAAUUCAGAACAACAAAUGUAACAGAAAAGUUUGUGUUCCCUUGUUUAGAGAAGUUGGAUCUUCGUGACUUGCCACAACUCACUUACUUUUACCCUCAAACAUUCACUCUGGAAUGUCCUGCCUUGAAAAUCUUAUGUGUGUUGAAUUGUCAUGAGCUGGAGUUAUUUCAAAGUGCACAUCCCAUGGAUGAGGGUGAAACUACGAGUACUUCAAUUAACAGACAACCUCUUAUCUCAAAUUUAAAGGUCAUUUCCAAGAUUAAGGAAUUGAAUCUUGAAUGGAAACACAUUUCAGUGUUAAACUUAAGGUUUGAGUCGGAGCAGUUUACGGAAGGCCUCAAAGAUUUAAAGCAUAUUGCCCUGUCUUCCUUUGACACUGAUGAGAAUGAGAAGCCUAUGUUGCCCAUUGAAAUACUACAAAAGGCACCCAAUUUAAUUGAAAUGAGUAUAAGCUACUGCAAUAGUCCCGAGAUAUUCCAUGCUCAAGAGCCCAAAAUUGGGGAGAACGGGAUGCUUGAACAGUUAAAAAAUUUGACACUAUUAAACGUAUCUGCCCUCCAGUCCAUCGAGUCAGAGGACUCAUCAUGGUUAAACACAAUAUCUGAGAAGCUCCACGUAUUAUAUGUUUGGGAAUGUCCUCAUUUGACAACAUUAGCACACACAUUGUCUUUCUCUUGUCUGAGAAGAUUGUGUGUAUCUGAAUGUCCCAACUUGCAGUAUUUAUUCACAUCUUCAGCAGCCAAAAAGUUGGUGAAUCUUGAGUAUAUCAUAGUCGUAGACUGUAAAUCAGUGACAGAAAUAGUUGCUAGAGAGGGAGAUGAAGAUGAAGAUGAACACAAAGGAGAAGGUGAAGAUAAAUAUGAAAAUGAGAUGAUGUUCAAGAAGCUUCAGAUUUUGUUUCUUGACUCGUUACCAAAAAUUGAAAGCAUUUACACGGGGUGUUCCACUUUGAAUUUCCCAUCCUUGGAAUUAGUUGAGUUCAUAAGAUGCUACAGCACGGAACUUUUUCGUCCUGGUGACAAAGUUCCUACGGAAUUGAAGGUUAAAAUAGAUGGAUUGUAUUGGGAAGAUGAUAUAAAUUAUGCGAUCAUGCAACAGUUUGAUGAGGAGACAGCUUGAGUUAGUAUGGUGACAAAUUCCCUUGGCUUGUAUGUAAGUACAUAUAUGAUCAAGUAUAUCUUACGGACGUGCAAUUAAUAUAGGCUCAUCAACUGCUACUAACUAGGGAGAAGGCAUUCAUCAUCUAAUAACAUUUCUUUGUUUUUGUCUUCUACAUAAAUGAAGAUUUGGGAAUGUUAAGUCAAUAUAUAUGUUUCCACAAUAUGUUUGGUCAUUUCUAACCGCCUCAGUUUUGUUAAUAAAUUGCUUCAUGAAAUUGUGGUCAUUGAGAGAAGCUUAUUGUCGUUGUGUUCGUUCAUGUUACCCUUGAAAACUAGUUUUCGUCUGUUAUCUGGAGCAGCAACAGAGCAGAAGACAUGGAAUGUUGUUAGUGGAUCUAAACAUAUAAAUUAUAAAAAGAAAAAAAAUCAAGGUUCAGGGGAUUGGGGCACUCGAAGAAGGCAACGACAACAUCAUGACAACAACUACUGACAAAUCGAGGGCUUUUCUAUAAUGUUGAAGUGUGGUGUUCAUGAAUAAAGUUUCCCUAUAUACAUAUUGGAAACACGAAUGGUUCUUGAGUUAUUCAAGGAUGUUUUAUGAAUAAAGUGGUCCUGUAUUUAUACAGGAGCAGAAGUUUAUGUGGCUUUUAAAUAAUAAGGGUGUUUCAUAUAUUUAACCUUUAUUAUUGCAAGAGGUUUUUUAUGAAUAAAGUUGACAUGAGUGUAUUUGUUUAGAAGGAUGUUACAUUGAGAAACUUGUCAACUGGGCAUCUUUACAGACGUUGUGAAUGGUAUUUAAG